Rhinichthys klamathensis goyatoka is the source of this 1142-nucleotide messenger RNA. RefSeq lists its product as uncharacterized. The transcript is spliced from 8 exons. The record is from RefSeq and is a predicted model, not a curated record. Lineage: Eukaryota; Metazoa; Chordata; Actinopteri; Cypriniformes; Leuciscidae. Bases 33 to 1142 code for a protein of 369 amino acids.
GAUAAUUGUAGUGGAAAGACUGAAAGUGUUUUAUGGAAACCUUCACAACUCUUGCAGUUAAGGAAUUUAUAUUUUUAUACAAUGGUUAUUCUAAUCAUCCUUUUCUUUUGUAUGGUUUACAGAAUAACAAAAGCAUGCCUGGUGGAGGGUUGAAGAAGUCGUGCCCUGCAUGCCAAGAACAAAUAUUUAAUGGAUGCAAGGUCUGCCCCAUGUGCAAGGCAGCACAGCCGCAACAUCUAAGGCUGAAAAAAAAAAUGGAAAAAUUCCAGAUGGAGAAGGAGUCUUGGGUGUCCAAGAAAAAGAAAAAUCAAAUAACAUCUCAUUUAAUGGAUGAUGCCGUGAUUUUGAUUGAGAAGCUGAAUGCAGUGGGCUGGAGGCCCAUGCUUUUUCUUGAGUACCCAAACAAAAAAGUCAAGACGCUGCUGCCGGAGGGGCUCAAAUUAAGUUCAGGGGAAAAGAUAUGCCUAAACAACAUGAACACUAUCUACAGCAUGAUAGUUCAAGGAAAGACAGUGCCGACGGACCCUUCAGCAACCGGAAAUCUGCAACGUGAUCCAGAAGAGGAGACCAUUGUCGUUUUAAAUUUGGAGACCAUUCAAGACCCACCACCUCAACAAGUGGAAGCUCUUCUGCCAACCAGCCCUGCCACCGACACCAACGAGGGGGGGAAAAAUUACAAAAGACGUCAAAGGACAAAAGGUAUGGGGAAAAUCUGUGCGGAUAUGUUUCAAAAGAGCUAUUUUGAAUAUUGCCUAUGCAAACAUUCAGAGGACAUGAUGUCAGAAGUUGACUCUUUUUGCUGUCCAGCCUGUCAACCUGACAUGUUGGCAGUGUGUUGUGAUGGCAACCGAAAACAUUACCGCUUCCGAAAAUCAAGAGGAACCGAGGAACCGUCUUUAUAUGAGGGCUUGUUUAUAGCCAAAGAUGAUGAAGUUCUGACCUUUCUGGAGAAAAUCAGAGGAAGCAGCGGGGCAAGAGCAAAUGACAGUGGGACGUGUGGGGUGUCGAGGUUCAAGGCGAGUAAGGAGACAUCCAACAAAUCCUCCUCAAAAAUUGAUGAAGAGGGUAUUCAGGUGGCAGUUUGCAGGUGUGUUCGUAUUUCAGGAGAGUGUUCUUACACGGGAUAUUAUUGCGUGCCCUGA